Notolabrus celidotus (New Zealand spotty) is the source of this 2238-nucleotide messenger RNA. RefSeq names its product nudix (nucleoside diphosphate linked moiety X)-type motif 4a (gene nudt4a). Gene Ontology annotation, molecular function: bis(5'-adenosyl)-pentaphosphatase activity; diphosphoinositol-polyphosphate diphosphatase activity; endopolyphosphatase activity. Gene Ontology annotation, biological process: diadenosine pentaphosphate catabolic process; adenosine 5'-(hexahydrogen pentaphosphate) catabolic process; diadenosine hexaphosphate catabolic process. The record is from RefSeq and is a predicted model, not a curated record. The transcript has 5 exons. Lineage: Eukaryota; Metazoa; Chordata; Actinopteri; Labriformes; Labridae. The coding region runs from base 334 to 903 and encodes 189 amino acids. Gene Ontology annotation, cellular component: nucleus; cytoplasm.
UCUGCUUUCUGAGUUCGUUAAAGCUACGUUGAGUAUUUUGGGGAAAUUAUACUGGAGAUAGACAUUCAAUUGCGCCAACGGCGGAGUGGGAAAAAGACAUUUUGACUGAACUUUUAAAGGAGGCAUUCACGAGGACGGCUACAUCCUCUCUUCCUGUUUUCAUCAGCUGGUGUAACUACGACAACCACAGACGCACGUCCCACUCGACCCGCCAGUUCUCUCCCUUUCAACCUGUGCUGGGUCCGGGUCCUGGUUGGGUCCACGUUAUCGCUUUUCCUGACUGAUUCCUGGCACCGAGGUUUUACUUAGAAGUUGCUGGGUGGACGAACAUAAAUGAUGAAGUUUAAGCCAAACCAGACCAGGACGUACGACGGCGAAGGGUUCAAGAGAAGGGCAGCGUGUUUGUGUUUUAAAAGCGAGAAAGAAGACGAGGUGCUACUUGUGAGCAGCAGCCGGCAUCCCGACCAAUGGAUCGUGCCAGGAGGAGGGAUGGAGCCUGAGGAGGAGCCCUGUGGGGCCGCUGUCAGGGAGACUUAUGAGGAGGCUGGUGUGAAAGGAAAGCUUGGUAGGCUACUCGGGAUUUUUGAGCACAAUCAAGACAGAAAACACAGAACUUAUGUGUACACCCUUUUAGUGACGGAGACUCUGGAGGACUGGGAGGACUCUGUCAACAUCGGUAGGAAGAGGAAGUGGUUCAAAGUGGAUGAAGCCAUCAGGGUGCUGCAGAGCCACAAGCCUGACCAUGCAGAGUACCUGCGCACGCUCACAAACACCUGCAGUCCCAACUGCACUCAGCUGUUUAGCCCAACUAAUGGUAACACCCCCAGCUCCCAUGUGACAGACAACAACACACCUCCCUACGUGGUUUGCCCCACACAAGGCUCAGAUCUGGUCAACAGAUAGGACUGUCAGCAGUGCUGUUCCUCUAAGAGGAUAUGAAUAUGGACAUUCAAAGACUUCUGCAUUACUAACACAGCCUCUCAAUAAGGACAGUAUGGACUUCCUUGAAGUUGAACAGUAACCAGUUUCGAGUGGGCUUGAAGAGUGCCACAUUUUUUUCUGGGUAUUUUGAGAUUUUUUAUGUUUUUUCUUUUCUUUUUUUUUUUUUUUUUUUACAAAUAUCAAUGGCUGAUUGAUCAAAUGUGUCCCAGUUAUACGUGUAAAAAGAUUUUCUUAAUGUGCUGCUCAUGCAACACUGAGAUCCUUCUAUUUUUAAAUAUCAGUACACCAUGUGUUUUGGUGGUUUCCUGGAUGCCAGAGCUGGAAAGUUUGCUUUUAGAGGAAGUUAUUUCCCAACUGUGACUCAGUGCCAAAUAAUGCCCAUGUGUGCUGAAUUGAAAAGGAGUAGCGUUUUUCUAUUGUAACAACUGUUUUUGGGAAUAAAAUGAAUGUCACCUCCCUGUGUUUUGCCAAAAAAGAGCUGAGGGCAAAGUCUUAUUUGAUGCAUCAAGUGCUAACAACAUUGAUCCUCCUGUAAGUGACGCCUUAAAAGUACACAGUGAGAAUUAUAUCAGCUUGAGUGCUGAUAAACAAAGCUUGCCUUUGUACCAGAGACGGGCAGUAUUCCACUCUACAAACACAGACUGUGUUGUACAAUGAACAAUUCAUAUUAUCUGAAACAUUAUCAAGAGCAUAUGAAACAACAACAUCAAACAUCAGUGACUGAAAAAACAUUAAUUAGGCCUUUGUUUUAGAGGACAGAUACAUUGUGUUUCAGUCUGGUUAUUGUAACUGCCUUACGAACACAACGGUAAAAUGUAUUUUCUCUAUUUUUACACAUGUGCACCUCACAUAAGGUCUUACAAUCUGCCUUACACACCCUCUGAAACCAGACUCUUUUACUUAUCAACUGUGGGAAAAUACGAAAAUAGGGUUUUGACAAAAACUUGAAAAUGGGGUUAGAAUUGAAUGUGCAGUAUUUAUUAUGCAUUAACUGAAUUUAUUUAUUAGUGUUUCAAUGAGGAAAUACUCCCACACAUAGGAAACUAUGACAGGAAGUCAUGGUCAAUGUGUCAUGGAGGCGGGACUUUAUUUCCAACAUUCAAGAAAAGAAGCCAAAUGAAGAAAUCAGUGAGAUUAAGAGAUCAGUUUGGCUUUGUUUGUCUCUUUUGCCUUAAGAAUAUGUGAAAGAUCAUUCAUAAAUCCAUUAUUUUCUUUUUGUGCAUAUGACUGAAAUUUUCUGCUGCUCAUCAUCACGCUGUAAAUAAAACAUUGGAAUAAAAAAUAAACUAACAUCUU